This is a messenger RNA of Meloidogyne enterolobii, 663 nucleotides long. The record is from the annotation of a GenBank genome assembly. NCBI's taxonomy places the organism in Eukaryota, Metazoa, Nematoda, Chromadorea, Rhabditida, Meloidogynidae.
UAAAAAAUGCAACCAACAACCAUUAAAAUGCUCAGACUGUUACCUCUCUUUUUAUUAUCAAAAAGAAAUUUAUUGUUGCUGCUAUUUGGAAUUUGUACAGCAAUUAUUGCCAACCAUUUGGUUAAAACUCAAGACGACCCAGACCAUCCAGAUACCCCAGAAAUUGCUUCGAAUUCAUUAAUUUCAACAAUGGGGCGUUCAAAAAGGCAAUGGGGAUGUCCAAACGGAUGUUUCUCUCCUUGUGUAAGUUCCCAACAAUGCCAACGCUAUCAACUUGCUACCGUUUGUGUUUUAGGGUGUUGUUGUCCUGCACAGCCAGCACAAACAACCAGUCUGAGUACUGCCUGUGAUGGCGACCCAGCAGUAGCAGCUUGUCUCAACGGUUUGUGUGGGCAAGGCUAUUUUUGCAAUUCUCGGAAUUUCUGUUGUCGAUGUCCUUCGGGAACAUCACCAGGUCCUUGUGUAAACAAUUUAUGCCCACCUGGAUAUGCUUGCAAUACAAACAAUUUCUGUUGCUCUCUAGGAUCAGGCUCUGUAUUGGGGCCUUGCGGUCCGAAUGGGGAAUGCCCAAACGGCUUCCAAUGUGGAGCAGGCAAUCUAUGUUAUCCAGUAACUGGUACUGAUGGGGGUAUAUCAACUACUGGAAACAAUGGUCGCCGAUAA